GUGCGAAAUGCAUUGUGGGCAGAAAAGCCGGCUGAAAGCUUCUCGAAGAUACCGCAAAGAUGAUGCCUACACCGGUUAUCCUGCUGAAGGAGGGAACAGACACGUCUCAGGGCAUUCCCCAACUCAUCAGUAACAUCAAUGCCUGCCAGGUGAUUGCAGAGGCUGUCAGGACCACCCUGGGGCCAAGAGGGAUGGACAAACUGAUGGUCGAUGGCAGAGGUAAGGCCACAAUCUCUAAUGAUGGAGCCACCAUCCUGAAACUGCUGGACGUGGUUCACCCUGCAGCCAAGACCUUGGUGGACAUUGCUCGCUCCCAGGAUGCUGAGGUUGGAGACGGCACCACCUCUGUCACCCUCCUGGCUGCUGAGUUCCUGAAGCAGUUGAAGCCGUAUGUGGAGGAGGGUCUCCACCCUCAGACCAUCAUCAGAGCGUUCCGCACCGCCACCCACCUCGCUGUGAGCAAGAUCAAGGAGGUCGCUGUCCCCGUGAAGAAAGAUGAUAAGCAAGAGCAGAGGCAGUUGUUGGAGAAAUGUGCAGCCACAGCCCUGAACUCCAAGCUUAUUGCUGGUCAGAAGGAUUUCUUCUCCAAGAUGGUGGUGGAUGCUGUUAUGUCUCUGGACGAGCUGCUGUCUCUGAAGAUGAUUGGCAUCAAGAAGGUCCAGGGAGGAGCACUUGAGGAUUCCCAGUUGGUUUCUGGGGUUGCAUUCAAGAAAACCUUCUCCUACGCUGGGUUUGAGAUGCAGCCUAAACGCUAUGAGAGUCCCAAGAUUGCUUUGCUCAAUGUGGAGCUGGAGCUCAAGGCUGAGAAGGAUAACGCCGAGGUUCGCGUGAAGUCUGUGGAGGAUUAUCAGGCCAUUGUGGACGCAGAGUGGAACAUCCUCUACGACAAACUGGAGAAGAUCCAUCUGUCAGGAGCCAAGGUGGUUCUGUCAAAGUUGCCAAUCGGUGACGUGGCCACCCAGUAUUUUGCUGACAGAGACCUGUUCUGUGCUGGCAGAGUCCAGGAGGAGGACCUGAGGAGGACCAUGAUGGCUUGUGGUGGCUCCAUUCAGACGUCAGUGGGAGCUUUGACAGAAGACGUCCUGGGACAGUGUGAACUGUUUGAGGAAGUCCAGGUUGGAGGAGAGAGGUAUAAUUUCUUCAGAGGCUGCCCAAAGGCAAAGACGUGCACCAUCAUCCUGAGAGGCGGAGCCGAACAGUUCACAGAGGAGACAGAGCGAUCGCUGCAUGAUGCCAUCAUGAUCGUACGCAGAGCCAUUAAGAAUGACUCUAUUGUAGCGGGUGGAGGAGCCAUCGAGAUGGAGCUGUCGAGAUACCUGCGGGAUUAUUCCAGGACCAUCCCUGGAAAGCAGCAGCUUUUGAUCGGAGCGUACGCCAAGGCUCUGGAGAUCAUUCCCCGACAGCUGUGUGACAACGCCGGCUUCGAUGCCACCAACAUCCUGAACAAACUACGCGCCAAACACGCUCAGGGCGGCAUGUGGUACGGUGUGGACAUCAACAGUGAGGACAUUUCAGACAACUUUGUUGGCUGCGUCUGGGAGCCGUCCAUAGUGCGAAUCAACGCCCUGACUUCCGCUUCAGAGGCAGCCUGCCUCAUCCUGUCGGUCGAUGAGACGAUCAAGAACCCCCGCAGCUCCAUGGAUGGUCCUCCAGGUGGUGCCGGCAGGGGCAGAGGACGCGGGAGACCCCAUGCUCAUUAAGAGGCAGAAGGAACAAAACCCCCAUUUUAGACUGGAAUUGAAAUCUAACUUCAGAGUGAUGAUUGUGUCUUUAUAAAUGUUCAUGUUACAUUGGAACAAAGAUGUUUGAGCUGAAUUUAGAUUUGAAUUCUAGAUAAAAUGAGCUGUUGUGUCCAGUCAUACACAAUUACAAAUGGCAGGUGUGGUCAAAUAAACAAAAGGGGAAAUGGCAAAGUUCACCGUGCGAUCGUGAAUCAUGACAUGUUUGAAUGAUUUCAAAGAUGGCUGACAUUUCUUUUGUAAUGUUUUUUUUUCACCAGUAGUUCUUUUGGUAAUGAAGCUUUGGCUAACGUCUGUUAAACAUUUUACAAACUGUAUUUUACUGAAUGGAAUGAUAUCAGUCCCCCUUGGUUUUGAAGUAAACACACUCCCUGUCACCUUCAGGUCAGGUCGUCUUCUCUGAGCUGAAGGAGCCGUUGUCAUUUCUAAUCCACUUGUUUCUCUUCAAACUGUAACAUGCAAAGUAAAGCACUGAUGGGAUUGUGAGCAGAUGUGUGAACCAUUCUUUGCUUAAGCUGUGUGAAACUAUUUAUUGGAUCAUUCUUCAUCAAUAAAGUCACAGCUGAGAUCACA
Messenger RNA from Solea senegalensis (Senegalese sole), 2312 nucleotides. RefSeq names its product chaperonin containing TCP1, subunit 7 (eta) (gene cct7). Gene Ontology annotation, molecular function: ATP binding; ATP hydrolysis activity; ATP-dependent protein folding chaperone. The record is from RefSeq and is a predicted model, not a curated record. Gene Ontology annotation, biological process: protein folding. Lineage: Eukaryota; Metazoa; Chordata; Actinopteri; Pleuronectiformes; Soleidae. The transcript has 12 exons. Gene Ontology annotation, cellular component: chaperonin-containing T-complex. The coding region runs from base 60 to 1700 and encodes 546 amino acids.